UCUCACAUAUUGCUUAGCAGAGCUCCAGCACAGAGUAAUCCAGCUGUCAGUGCGAGUGAGUGAGGUAGGAGAAAGCGGAGCGUGUCGGCAGUGUGCACUCCUAGUGGGUCCCACAAGGCCGGAGCUGGACUAAAAGAUAUAAGAGCAGCAUUUGGAAAGAACUGAGGAAACGUACGCACGCAUCUUCAAGAACAACUGGGAAGGAAAAGUCGGACAAGAUUUAAAAAAACAAACAAACACUUGAGAGCAAUGCGCUGGCAGCAUGGCCAAAUGGUUCAAGGAGCACCUAGGAUUCAAAAGCACCAAAGCGCCCCCUCCUGCUCCCCCGAAACCGGAUUACAGACACUGCCACCCGGCAGCGCCCGGCACGCCCGCAUACCAUCAACAACAGCUCAGCGUUGGGGCUACUGCCCUGUACAUGAGAGCCGCGCAGCCAGAUAUUCUCGCCGCCUACAAGCUUCAGAAGGAGCGGGACUUCGAGGACCCUUAUACAGGCAGCGGCUCGUUUCCUGGACGCUCGGGUUCCCCCGGAUCACCAGAUACCAAAUAUGUUUCUCCCAAGCACCGGCUUAUCAAGGUGGAAUCAAUCGAGAAAUGCAACCCACACCCUGCCAGUGCCAACAGCUCAGCACCCGCUGCUUCCGCUGGGAAUGUAAAAUCGCCCACUUCACCUCCUGCAGAACAGGAACACAAACACGAAAAGCCUGUUAUCCUAGAGGACUAUGCCGACCCCUUUGAUGCCAAACAGACCUGUGGGACCCAGACGGCUCCAGAGAAAGUGACGGAAAAUGAUGGCUACAUGGAGCCUUAUGAGGCCCAGAAAAUGAUGGCUGAAAUACGUGGGGGGCGAGGUGCGAAGGAAGGACUGACAAAGCCACUGCACCUCUACGACACCCCCUAUGAGCCGAUGGAAAACGGGAACGACUCAGACCAAGAGCGAGGGGGGAGCCUCCCCUCCAGGGAGAGCCGUCUGCCCCAGGAUGAUGAGCGGCCCCCUGAAGAGUACGACCAGCCCUGGGAGUGGAAGAAGGAGCGCAUUUCCAAGGCAUUUGCAGUAGAGAUUAAAGUGAUCAAGGACCUGCCCUGGCCCCCUCCAGUGGGCCAGCUCAAUAGCAGCCCCCCCACAGAGGAGGGAGGGGAAGCCUCCUCACUGCCAGAGACCCCCCCGGUACCCUCUUGCCAGACUGCUUCCGAAGAACAUAACGUCCAGUUUGAUGGUGCUGAGAAAUCGCAUAUGUCACCCACCAAGGAGGGCAAGGCACGCCCCCCCCAGCGCCACUCAAGUGGGAGCUUGUCAGGCGUGAAGCUUGGCUCCCUAGAACACAGCACCUCCCUGGGGGAGAGGAUUGAUCCUACCCUGCCCCUCGAGAACCAGUUCUGGUACCACGGCACCAUCAGCAGGACGGACGCAGAGAACCUCUUGCGUCUGUGCAAAGAAGCCAGCUACCUGGUGAGGAACAGCGAGACCAGCAAGAACGACUACUCGCUCUCACUUAAGAGUAGCCAGGGCUUCAUGCAUAUGAAACUUUCCCGUACCAAAGAGAACAAGUACAUCCUGGGCCAGAACAGUUCUCCCUUCAACAGCGUGCCAGAGGUCAUCCACUUCUACACUAGCCGCAAGCUGCCCAUCAAAGGGGCAGAGCACAUGUCUCUGCUCUACCCUGUUGCCAUCAGGACGCUGUAGUGUAGCCACUGGGAGCAGCACUGGACAGAGAGAAAAUCUGCCACCAGUGCCUCCUCCCAACAUCACAAAGGUCAUCUCAUCUAGGACUUUAGAUCUGCAGAGUGGAUGCGAAUGUGUGCGUGUAAGUGUGUGCAUAAAUUAUUAUUAAUAGAAUUAAGCGCUAGGCUAUUGGAAUUCCGGUUGUUUCUAAAAUCCGGUGAGUUAAUAGUAGAACUUGGGGGUGGCUUCUGUUUCAGUCCCAUCAUUGCAUGUAAUCCUCUUGAAUCGCCAGUAGGAGCUGCUGUGCAUUCUAUGGUUCAGUGACCUGUCUAUUUUAUAUGUAUUAAUGAGACCCUCUUUGUUUAACACUGUCGUUCUUUGAUAUCAGCUGUUAGUAUUUCUGAACAAGUCUGCAAGGUCUAAAAAGAAGCCCCCCAAGGAUGUCUGUCACUGCAGGUACUAUUCCCCAUCUGCGCAGUGACUAAAGAAGAUCCCAGAAUAGCCUGUGCCGCAAUAAAAGCCUUCCUUGGGCUAAUGGUCUGAUCCCCAAAUUAAAUCCUGGUUUGUUUAAGAAGUCCUCGAUACACUGUUGUAAGCAGCCUGCUAUUUCGUGAUCUCCCUUGUAGUUUAAUUUUAUUAUUUUAUUAUGAAGUUAUAAAAAGCUCCCCAGCUCAUUAUGACUUAAACUGUGUUUCCACUGCUCAGCCUUACUGUGCUCUGCACACACACCCCUGUAGACCACCAAAAAACUUCUUAUGGAACUCAAAAAAGUUCAAGAUCAAAGCUGAUCGAUAGAGUUUAGCCAUUUUAGAUAGUUACACACACUGUAGACCCCCCCCAAUAAGUUCUGCUUAUGUGUGUGUCCAGUCAAAUGGUAAUGAAAUUGGGCAUAUUUUUGAUUUGCUUUGAGGUCACAUUUAUGUCAGAGUUUACAUUUCUCAGGAUGGAUUUCCAAGGGUUUGGCUUGUGUGUAGACUGUUUUUAUUUUUCCGUAAGGGGGCUGCUACACUUCGUAUGAAUUUCUCUCCUAAAUGACAUUGGGGCUGUGGUAUAAUUUUAAAAAGCAAGUGAUCAGACAGACAGUGUUGCUGUGGUACUGUGUUGUUGGACAUACUAAUAGAUAACCACCCUCUGGUACUGUAAACUGUAAUUGGGGACAGCCCAUGGUUCUGAAGAUACAACUUGUUAUGUACACAGUCUGUCCCCAAGAGCAAUAACUGACUUCUCCACCAUACUUUUUGAAAACCUAAAUUGGGGCACGCAAAAGCCAUUGACAUAACCUAGUUGAUUUGCUUAUUGCUUAUAUAACUGGUGGAAACGUUUAUUUUUUUUUAAUGCAAUGGUGUGGGAUACAGUAUUACAGAACUAGUUUUUCUUCUGAGGUAUGGGUGUAUUUAAAGAAUUAAAGAACAAUGUGUUAUGUUUUGUUUUAUAAUAAAUUAAUUAUUAUGUACAUAUAUUUUUGCCUGGCUUAUUGUAGUCUUGUUAUAAAACGCUGUUGGGUGGAUUAAAUUAAAACUUGCUAUAGACAACCACUAGUUAAGUUUAAAUAAAUUCAAUUAACAGUUUUGACACUGGUCGUUUGGAGCAGAUGGAAUUUAAUCCAUCAUUUAAAUAUUAAAAAUAGGUCAAAACCUAGAGUUUUACUUACUUUUGAAGACAGAAAUAAUCAGAUAUGUCACAUUCACUCUCAUGUGUUGCUUUUUGCAAAGUCCUUUCUUUUAAAGAUGUAAAGUGUUGCAGAACACUAAAGUUUACAUGAAAAGCAUUACGUUGCCUUUGCUGUGCACAGCGUUAGAUUUUUAAGCAUGUUGCUUGAUAAUUCCACAUCAUGGGUAAAUCAACUGGCAAUACAUUUCCCAGCAGUUACUCAGGAGCGCUCACCAGGAGAAAUGUCUUCUAAGGAUCGCAAUUGCUGCGAUGUGGACAGCACGGGAUACAGCAAAGGUAAAGUACACAUUGCAGGAGGUUCUGCGCAGCUGCAAAAUGUCGAUCCACUAGUGUUUAGAUAAAAUGAAUGCAUUUCAGUGUCCCACAACAGACUUUCCUUGUGCUGGUAUGUUAAGCAAUAACCAGAAAACAAAUUGAUUUCAUCCAACUCUUUCAGAUGAAGGUUACCAUACUCACAAUACCUUAAACUUGGCUGGCAUCUACAAGUGAGAAUAACCACUUCUCUAAGAACCUGAUUGACUGGGACAGUCUUUGAGGUCUAUAAUAGGCAGCUUAAGAAUGUCAGCAAAGGAGAUCAAGUAAGCCUCCAGUCAAGAACAUGUUGGCUCAUUAUAAAGUAUGUUGCCAUUGUUGAUCUAGCAUAGAGAAAUUACAUGUUUAAAAAAAGAAAAACACCCUAAAGCCUGAAACAUGGCAGUAGAUUAAUUUCUCCUAAAGCAACAUUGGUCUAGCAGUCAAGAAGUAUAAGAUCAGAUGUUGCACACACACUGUCACAGAGCAAAUUAAGGGAACAGAUUCACAGCAGAAGGGUUUUAGUUGUCAUAACUGCUAAAUGAGGCUGUUAACACUGGUAUGCCAUCCCAUCCCUCCGCAGCAAUCAAAGCCACUUUUCAUAUGAUUAAUAUCCAGUAAAAAUAUCUGGGUUUAUAGAAAAUCCAAAUGUAAACAAACUCUGCUAAGGGAUGACAAGCCUAGACUUCAAGACAUUUCAAAACAAUAUUAUUUUUAUUGUCUAAGAAUUUGUUGGGACAUUUUUAGCUUUAAUAUGUAAUCCUAACAAAUUAGAAUGUGAAGGAAAGAAUGACUGGAAAAUGUGAGACAUGAGCCUAGUGACAGUAAUGCCUUUGAGAACUGCAAUAAUAAUAAUAAAUAGAAAUGGUUGUUUUCGGGAUCAUGUAGUGCUAAUAUCUGCAGGUCUGUGUGAGAGAGUCUGGGUGUCUAAAUGUAUGUGGGCAUUUAAUUUGCCCUAUUCACAAGCUUUAGACAGCUGGUUUCACAGAUUCUAAUGUGCACUGCUCUAAUGUUCUGUUAGGUAGGGUAAACCAAGACUAGUGCAAAUCAGGGUAGCAAAGUCAGCAAGAAAUGCAUAGCAUUGCCAUUGGUGUGUCCUGUGUUGUCCAUAUUGCAGCGUAAUAUUUUUAAACAUAGUGCCAGCAGGGGGGAAAAAAAAGCAUCUAAGGAUAUCAGUGUAUCCAGAUCACACUCCCUCCUGCAACAAGGCUGGUUUUCUGUUCCCACAUUAGGCACUCAUUUCAAUCCAAGCACCAGCAGUGUUGAAGGAGGGAUUGUGUACUGAAUAUAGUGCGAGGUAGAGUAAGGGUUUUCUUCCGAGCACUGCAGGGGAUUCUUUAACACUUGACCUAUUUAAAUAAGUGUUAUUUUAAUGGCUGAUAAAUCAAAUAGUUUGUUUUUCAUAAAGACAGCUGAUCAUGAUCUCAGGCACCAAGACAUUUUCCAUGAACCAAAGGCCUUGAUCGGUUUGGAUUUCCUGGGACGCUGCAGACAUGUGCCCUUUCUUGUGUAGGAGUGUAUGCAAUAAAAAAAAAAAAAAGAAACAUUGCGUGUGUUGCUUCUUCUACUACUAUUUACAGCUUGUGUCGAUUUUAAUAUACAGAUCAAAGUCUUUGUAGACCGCUUGUGCUUGUAUAAAGAUUAUUCAUUUUCAUGAUCAUUAUAGACAGCUAGUCUGUAAUACAGACUAUUAGAGUGGUUUAAACAUUUAGAAUCAGCUGAAUUUUGUAGUGGACUAAUUGAAGGUAUUUUUAAUUACUGCCCACUCCCCGCACAUGUAGCAUGUAUUACACUGGACAGAAUCCCUACAAAUUAUCCAAUUUUAAAUUCUGCAGAGCAUAAUAAUGAAAUUGGACAGUGACCAACACAGUUUAUAUUGAUAUCCAUGAACUUGCAGUUACCAGUUGAGCAUAAGACACAUUACUGUUUGAUUAUUUGUAUGUGUGUGUGUGCUUGAAUAUCAGUGUCUGAGGCAUAUGUAUUGUAUGCUCUACAUAUCAACAGUCCUGUUCACCAAAUGUAUAUACUAAAUGUUUUGUCCAGGACAUUGAAUAUAAAAUACACUGAUUAUUGUAUGGAAAUAAAUUUGGAAAU
Molecule: messenger RNA, 5719 nt
Organism: Polyodon spathula (Mississippi paddlefish)
Lineage: Eukaryota; Metazoa; Chordata; Actinopteri; Acipenseriformes; Polyodontidae
Product: SH2 domain-containing adapter protein F-like
Exons: 7
Coding region: 263-1684 (473 amino acids)
Molecular function (GO): phosphotyrosine residue binding
Source: RefSeq, a predicted model, not a curated record